This is a messenger RNA of Pelodiscus sinensis (Chinese soft-shelled turtle), 3413 nucleotides long. It is a transcript of the gene ZNF750, whose product is annotated as zinc finger protein 750. Gene Ontology annotation, biological process: epidermis development; positive regulation of transcription by RNA polymerase II. Lineage: Eukaryota; Metazoa; Chordata; Testudines; Trionychidae. The record is from RefSeq and is a predicted model, not a curated record. Gene Ontology annotation, cellular component: nucleus. Gene Ontology annotation, molecular function: DNA-binding transcription activator activity, RNA polymerase II-specific; RNA polymerase II cis-regulatory region sequence-specific DNA binding; promoter-specific chromatin binding.
GAAAGUAGAAAAACUGGAAAUAUUCAGAUUUUGCAACUGAAGAAAACAGCAAAAAAAAUUGUAUAAAAGGAACAUUAAAUAUAACCAUUAAAGCAGAAAAAUGAGUCUCAUAAAAGAGCGUAAGCCAAAGAAACCUCAUUAUAUCCCAAGACCUCCUGGAAAGCCCUUUAAAUAUAAGUGUUUUCAGUGCCCCUUUACUUGCAAUGAGAAAUCCCACCUUUUUAACCAUAUGAAGUAUGGUCUCUGCAAAAACUCAAUUACUUUAGUAUCAGAGCAGGAUAGAGUUAUGAAGUGUCCAAAGUCCAGUUCACUGGAGCCCAAACAGAUCAACCAGAUAGAACCUACAGCAAAAUCAGCUUUUUCUAAAUCUAUAACAAAUGGUCUAUCAAGUCUGGAUUCUAAGCCUCAAUAUACUUUUGCAAAAGAUGACGCCAAGGAAAAUGUAGAAUUACAAAGUAAGACAACAAAUAAAUCAGGUCAAGGACAAAAGCCUGUAAUUCAGAAGGAAUUAACUCCUGCCAGUACUUCAGUAGAAAGUGUAAUCAACAUGCAGCCUGUUUUGGAUGGCAUUAUAAGGCCCUCAGCUUUCAUCCCUGUAGGAGAGCACAGACAUAGCAAAGGCCCAGAAACUGAGGUAGCUGAAAUGAUAUCCCUGUCUAAUUCAAACAACAAAGGCUUGCCUUUUCACGCAAAGUCUGCAUUUCAUGCUCCAAACCACCCAUGGAAAACAGGUUCUCCGUUCCUCCCUUCAGAGUUUCCACAUAAAGUUCCUCCCACAAAAGGUUUUGGUCCCAUUCCACCUUAUAUGCAUCCAAUGAUUCCAGACUAUUCAUCCCCUUGUUAUGACCAUGGGCUGGCUAUUUAUGCACCUUACUUGCUUCCAAGUAACUCAGAGUGUGAAAACUCUGUGCUGUCUGUCUAUGGAACCCAAGAUCAAAGACAUUUUCUUCCCCAUCCUGGGCCACUCCCAAAGCCAAUAAACCCAUCAUCAUAUGAGCACUACCAAUUACUCCCACAGUACCAUUCCAGUCCCCCAAUGCCAUAUGGAUUUUGCAGACCAACAGAUCUUCCAUUUUAUAGAUUUCCACGUGUAGCUGGUAUUAGUAGAGAUCCAAGUUCUGAUCUAAUGGAAGAAUCUACUUUGCUGUACCCAACUUCAAGUCCAUCACAAUACCAAUUAAGCUCCCAGAAAAAGCAGACUGAUUAUGAAAAAGAAAUUCCACUGCUGCAUGCUAAAAACCAUUCAAAAGAAGAUCCAAAUGAAAGAGAGAAUGCCAAAAUGAGCCCCCGUGCAGGGAGCGCAGCAACAGGCUCACCUGGUAGACCCAGCCCAACUAACUUCACUCAGACCAGCCAUGUUUGUGAAGGUCUGUUUGACCUCUGUAAUAAAUCGUCUUCCACAGUAACUGGCAAAUAUGACCAACUGGAAGAAAAUUUCUCAGCCUUCAGACUUGCGAGGAAAAGCACAGAUCAAUCACCUCUCCUCCAAAAUGUGCAGAACCAGCAAGAUAGAGGAGAUUCAUCUACCAGUGUUCACGUCGCUGAAGAAGAUACACAUAUUCAGACAGAAAGUCAAGCAAAGAGUGAGGCCUCCUUGUCCAACACAGAGGAAGAUACAGGGAUAACGCCACUUAAUCUCUCAAAGAAGCCUGACACGCACACAGGAGUUGUUCAUGAACACUUGUACAAAAAUGCUUCCAAAAUGGAAAUUCAGAAUUUUACUGAAUUACAAGACAUGCCUCUGAACCUCUCAGUGAAAGAUUCCUGCAACACCGUCAGCCUGAAAACUUCAUUUCAGAGUUUGCCACAUGAUGCUGGAACUGCCACUACUCCAAAUAAUGAAAAUGAAAAAUCUGAAGAUGUAUACAACACAAAGAAUUCUAACAGUGCCUUUGACAAGUCUUCCUACAUGGCACAGAGUACUGAAGUCCAAGAUUUAAGAGUAAUUGACAAUUCUGAUGAACAAAAACAAACUGCAGCUGUUGCUCUUUGUCAGCUAGCUGCAUAUAGUCCCAGUAAAGUAAGAAAGGACAAUGAAGAGCAAAAUUCUCAAGACUGUAGUAGUCCACGUACAGAGCCUACCCUCAUUUCUUCAGAUACUCAGGGUAAUCACCACAAUCACAAAGCAAAAGGACAAAAAAGGACAAAUCAAAAAGAAUCAGCAAAAUCACAGCAAGGGUCUAAAAGAGUAAGACCCAAUGACUGCAGCAGAGUGUUUACUCUUAGAAAGAGAACACGAGUAUCCUAAUAUUAUUUCACUUGCUAAUGUAUUUCCUUUUACAUCAUGGAGAAACUGUCUGCUAGCUUACACAGUUUCUCCACACCAACAUUUUUUGUUGGUUUGAUUGAUGUUUUUGUUUGGGUCAUAAGAAGUUAUGUAAAAACUAGCAUGUAAAUAGAAUAUGUUUAUAAUUUUGUACUAAUGUUUUUAAGUAAAUGAAAUGUCCUAUGUGUAAACCUUGUAUUUUAAUGAGUAACCUUUGGUUAGCUUAAGUUAUGAAUGCCAAAGUACAUGAGACAGAUGUUUAAUAUUCUUGGGAACUGCAGUAUGGAAACUCUUUUACAUCUGAUUUUAUUACAAGACUUAUAAACUUAAGGAAUAAUAUACUGAUCAUGUACUGUCAUACCAUUUUAACUUAAUUUUGUUUAAUGGGUCUUUUUUUUGGUUCUUAACAAAUAAUUUUUAAUUGUACAGAAGUUUAAAUUCAGCUUAAAAUUCCACUUGCUUAUUUAGACCUUAGUGUUAAAACGGUUUUGAAUGUGAAUACACCACAAUGGUUGUACUGAAGAAAUGUAAGGUCUUGGGUACGCACAAGCUCAUAUCAAGUUAAUUAAACCAAUUUCAUUAAAAUUGUUCAAAUCCCUGCAUAAGCACUUUUCUCUCAACUGGAAAGGCUUACUUUGGUUUAAAUUAAACCUGUUCUACAUCAAAUUAGUCCUUCAGAAAAACACAGACAUACAAAGGCCCAGAAACUCUCUCAGUUGGCUAAGAAUAGGUUUAAAUUUAAACCAAAAUAAGCCUCUCAAAUUGAAAUAGAAGUGCUCACACAGGGCUUGCAACAGUUUAACUCAAUCCGUUUAAAUGUAAAGCUUGAAUUAAACCAGCACAACUCUAUGUGCAGAUGACCCCUAACAUUGAGGUUUUCCAAAAAGUUUAGGUGUCCAAAUUCCACUGAAGUUCAAUGGGAUUUGGGCACUGAACACUCAGACUCCUUUGGAAAUCCCAUUCUAAACGCAUAUUUAUGCCAAUUUAUUUCAUUUGAGGAAAUACUGCUGGUGAAGGUUUCAAUUUCAGUAAAUGUAUAUUACAAAUUAUGGAACUUAAUAUGCUUUUGCAGACAAACUCUUUUCUAAUUCUAUAAUUGUAUACAAGAAUGUCUCAUUUUUCAAAUAAAGUAAAUUCAUUGUACUUU